Molecule: messenger RNA, 1051 nt
Organism: Sphaeroforma arctica JP610
Lineage: Eukaryota; Ichthyosporea; Ichthyophonida
Exons: 1
Source: RefSeq, a predicted model, not a curated record
AUGACACCCUCACAGUCUGAUAGCGUUGCCAUGGAAACGCAUCAUACUAGCGCGUACUCGGCCACGGAUGAUAGCAAUGAUAGCUUCGCUUCUGCUCAGGAGCAGCCCAUGGCGGUAAGUGCGUCCCGGUAUUAUACAAGCGGGCUGGAUACCGGGACCAGCUUGGCACACACGGACUCUGAACGAGAUAUUGAGGAUGCGGCGAUGUUGCUGCUGAAUGCGUCGCAUAUACAGAAGAGUGAGAGCACGGAAAACGGAGGUAGGGGUGGGGCCAAGACACCCGUGAAUGGAAAUGGGGCGACGCCGUCACAACAGACAAUUAACCAGGAACCCGAGCAGACCCAGGCGAGUGCCGGUACACAGGUGAACCAGGCCACACAGCCGGCCCAGAAAAGGGGGCACAAACCGGUACACAUACGCCAACGGGUGAGUUUAAGUAAACGGUCGAUCAGCUCGAUGGCUCCAGCAUACUCGCCCUAUGCCGCUGCCCACGCUAACAGACAGACUACCACGAGCCCAGGCGCAGGGGCACAGGCAACCCCGACAGCACCGGACAACGGGCAAUUUGUGGGUGUACCACGGGAUGGGAAGGGGGAUGGGGUACACACACACUCACUUAACACAACACCCCAACAUCAGCCACAACAGCAACAGCAGCAACAACGACAACAACAACAACAGCAGCAACAGCAGCACCAGCAGCCGGGAUCAGUUCAGCAGACACAGGUAGCACCACCCGCCCCCACACAAAGUGAUACACAGCCGCACACCCAGGCGAGUUCGAGUCCACUAACCACGGCAAACGCCUCGGGAGACCCUGCGGCAACCCAGCCCCCAAAUACACCCCUCUCUGGCACAGCAAAGGCCCAGGCCGAGACGAUCCAGACACAACCACGAACGUAUGGCUUACACCCACACGUACUCGCGCAGGCGUUUGCACAGAAGCCGUAUGCACACAAACACAUGCGCGCUCCAGUGCCAGGUAUGCUGGCAAUGGGCGCACCCCCCCCACACACGCAGGCGGCAUCUGCUGCGGCUGCGAAAGCCAAAG